This is a messenger RNA of Eriocheir sinensis (Chinese mitten crab), 1550 nucleotides long. RefSeq names its product tubulin alpha-1 chain-like. The record is from RefSeq and is a predicted model, not a curated record. NCBI's taxonomy places the organism in Eukaryota, Metazoa, Arthropoda, Malacostraca, Decapoda, Varunidae. Gene Ontology annotation, molecular function: GTP binding; structural constituent of cytoskeleton. Bases 132 to 1484 code for a protein of 450 amino acids. The transcript has 9 exons. Gene Ontology annotation, cellular component: microtubule; cytoplasm. Gene Ontology annotation, biological process: microtubule cytoskeleton organization; mitotic cell cycle.
GACGAAGCGGGCGAGGCACUGCAAGAGUCGCCCUAACCCUCCUCAGUGACAAGCCGGCGCCUCCCUCGUAAGGCAGUACCGGGCUACCCCUCACAAGCACACACGCCCUUCUCUACCUCGAGUUCACCAGCAUGCGUGAGUGUAUCAGCGUUCAUGUGGGCCAGGCCGGCGUACAGAUCGGUAACGCCUGCUGGGAACUAUACUGCCUCGAGCACGGCAUCCAGCCGGACGGGUCAAUGCCCUCCGAUAAGCUGGCAGGCCACCACGAUGACUCCUUCAGCACCUUCUUCAGCGAGUCUGGGGCAGGGAACCAUGUGCCGCGAGCAGUGUUUGUCGACCUUGAGCCCACGGUAAUAGACGAGGUACGGACGGGAACGUAUCGCAAGCUUUUCCACCCCGAGCAGCUCCUGACGGGCAAGGAAGAUGCAGCCAACAACUACGCGCGCGGCCACUACACAAUUGGAAAGGAGCUGAUCGACAUUACCAUGGAGAGAGUGAGGAAGCUUGCCGACCAGUGCUCCGGCCUGCAGGGAUUCCUCAUCUUCCACUCGUUUGGCGGAGGGACAGGCUCUGGCUUCACCUCCCUCAUGAUGGAACGACUCUCCCUCGACUACGGCAAGAAGAGUAAGCUGGAGUUCGCCAUCUACCCGGCCCCUCAGGUGGCUACGGCGGUGGUUGAACCCUACAACUCGAUCCUCACAACCCACACCACACUGGAACACUCUGACUGCGCCUUCAUGGUGGACAACGAGGCCAUCUAUGAUAUAUGCCGCAGGAACCUGGACAUCGAGAGGCCCACCUACACCAACCUGAACCGUCUCAUUGGCCAGAUCGUGUCUUCCAUCACUGCCUCCCUCAGGUUUGACGGGGCGCUGAAUGUGGACCUGACGGAAUUCCAAACUAAUCUGGUGCCCUACCCUCGCAUCCACUUCCCGCUGGUCACCUACGCGCCGGUCGUGUCCAAUGCCAAGGCCAACCACGAGCAGCUGUCUGUAGCAGAGAUCACCAGUGCCUGUUUCGAGCCAGCCAACCAGAUGGUGAAAUGUGACCCUCGCCAUGGUAAGUAUAUGGCCUGCUGCCUGCUGUACCGUGGCGACGUGGUGCCCAAGGACGUGAACUGUGCCAUCGCCACUAUCAAGACGAAGAGGUCCAUCCAGUUCGUUGACUGGUGUCCUACAGGCUUCAAGGUGGGCAUCAACUACCAGGCGCCCACGGUGGUGCCCGGCGGGGACCUGGCCAAGGUGAACCGCGCCGUGUGCAUGCUGUCCAACACCACGGCCAUUGGCGAGGCGUGGGCCAGGCUCGAUCACAAGUUUGAUCUCAUGUACGCCAAACGGGCCUUCGUGCACUGGUACGUGGGCGAAGGCAUGGAAGAGGGCGAGUUCUCCGAGGCCCGCGAGGAUUUGGCGGCGCUUGAGAAGGACUACGAGGAGGUUGGUCUCGAUUCAACCGACGAGGCCGAGGAGGAGCCGGAAGAGUUUUAACGAGUCGAUUUCAUGCUAGCGCCUAAGAAACUCAGAAUGAGGCAGUAAAUGGCUUACCUCUCAUAA